AUGGUAGGUCGCAAACGCCCUGCGACAAGGUCAAGCGCCCGUCGGGCUGCUUCUGCCGCCGAACCAACCGGUGGAGAGAUCUAUCUGGAUAUGCUCGCUGAAGCUGGCGUGAAUCCAAGAGUUCCGUCAUCACCAGAACGGCCAUUGAAACGGCGUCGCGCUACGCCUCAGAAACCAGUUGCAGAAGUCAGAAAGUCACUUGAACCUUCACCCAAGAAGCCUGAACCGCAAGCUGCAGUGAAGGAAAAUGAGGAAGAGGAUGAAGACGAGGACGAGGAUAUUGAGUUUGAAGAUGUCGCAUUACCACAACCUACCAUGCAGACCAUGGAAUUAGAGUCUGAUGACGAAGAUGACGACGAAGAUAUCAUGUUCGAAGAUGUGGACUUCACAGCACCUCUCCAAGAUAAGCCAGAAGAACCAACAUCGCUAGAACUCAACCUAUCAGCCCAGCAAUCAUCCACAGCGCAAGCAAAGAAGGCGGUAGAAAGGCGCAAACCAAUAAGUAAAGAAGAGCGCAAGAUCCGGACCGACAUUCACAAAGCGCAUAUACUAUGCCUGUUAGCUCAUGCAGCACGGCGCAAUCAUUGGUGCAACGAUGGCAGAGUUCAGGACUUCUUGAGACCUCAUUUGACCGACAAGACAGUCAACUAUCUAACGCCUGGUGCGCAUCUUCCACAGUUUGGGCGAACUGAGAGUCUGAAAACGGGUCUCAAAGAAGCCGAAAGUAUGUGGAAGACGAAAUAUGAAGUUAAUGAACGGGGUCUUCGACGAUCUCUCUGGGCGGAAGAUCCUAAACAGUUGGAAGACUAUGAGCCACCUGAUGAUAUGGAAAGCUGUUUAGACCGUGAUGAUUUUCGCGAAGCAGCAAAGAAGCUACAAGGCUCCAGGGAUGUCGGAGCUCAAUUGUAUUGCGCCUUGUUGCGCGGUGUUGGUGUACAAGCUCGACUUGUUUGCUCAUUACAGCCUUUGGCAUGUACAAAUUCAGCACCGACGAUGCCGAAACCAAAACAAAAGCCCAAGAAAGGACUGACGAAGGCCGAGAAGAACGAACAAGUAAAGGCUGCGCUGGCUAAGUACCAGGAAAUGGCUACUGCUGGGUAUGGUUCACCAUCUGGUGGUUCGACGGCACGUCGAAGGCUGGGCCACCCAAAUGCCACAGCAUAUAAUUUCACUCCAACGAUAUCACCUCCAAAACCACAACCUAUUUUUGAAACUCGGAAACGAAUAAAAGAGUCAGCAUACCCGGUAUACUGGGUCGAGAUUUUGGAUGUCGGACACCAAAAAUGGCAACCAGUAGAUGCAGUUGUCACGCAUACGUUCUGGAAGCCUAAAGCUUUGGAGCCUCCUAUUACCGAUAAAGAGAACUUUUUGUCUUAUGUGGUGGCAUUCGAUGCAGAUGGUACUGCGAGAGAUGUUACGAGGAGAUAUGCGAAAGCUUACACGGCAAAGACGAGAAGAGCAAGAGUUGAAACUGUUGCGGAGGAUGGCGAUGCAUGGUGGAGAAGGGUCAUGAAGCUCUACGGCAGAAGGCGGCGGACAGAUCUCGAUCAAAUUGAGGAUAACGAACUCGUGGGUAUCGAGGCUAGAGAGCCUAUGCCGCGGAAUGUGCAAGAUUUCAAAGACCACCCCGUUUUUGCUCUGGAACGACAUCUACGACGUAACGAGGUUCUUGUCCCAGGCGCUACACCAUCGGGAACCGUUGCAGCAGGCAGUCGAGGUCCACUCGAGAAGAUAUAUCGAAGAAGGGAUGUACGGAUAGCCAGAACAGCAGAUAAAUGGUACCGUUCCAUGGGACGAGAAGUAAAACCGUUAGAAAUACCGGUUAAAUGGCUGCCGAAGAAGGCCAAACCGAAGAAUCCCCUGGACGACGACCACGAAGAAGAUACCGAAGGAGAUGCGGGAACGCCGAUUUACACCGAAGAUCAGACCGAGCUCUACGAACCGCCUCCUGUCCGUAACGGUAUUGUUCCAAAGAAUAAAUUCGGCAACAUCGACGUCUACGUCCCAAGCAUGAUCCCAGCAGGCGGCGCACACAUAGUCCACGAACACGCCGCACGAGCAGCAUUCCUAGCAGGCGUCGACUACGCCCCCGCCCUAACAGGCUUCUCCUUCAAAGGACGCCACGGAACAGCUGUGUUAACAGGCGUCGUCGUCGCAAAAGAGCACGAAGAAGCUAUUCGAACUAUAAUAGACAGUCUGGGCGAUUUGGAGCAAGAGGUAGAGAAUGAGCGAAGACGACACCGUGCGCUGAAGACAUGGAGAAAGUUUUUGAUGGCGUUGCGUAUCAGGGAACAAAUUUGGAGUGGGGUUGAUGCUGAUGAGCGGAAGGCGGCUGAUGAUAAGGCUGCUAAGGAGGCACAGAUUGAUCAAGAGAUUGAGGACGCGCCGAGUGAUGUUACUGAAGAGUUUGAUAUGGCCGACGAUGAUGAUAUGGGUGGAGGUUUUAUCGUGGAUUAG
Molecule: messenger RNA, 2457 nt
Organism: Fusarium coffeatum
Lineage: Eukaryota; Fungi; Ascomycota; Sordariomycetes; Hypocreales; Nectriaceae
Exons: 2
Coding region: 1-2457 (818 amino acids)
Biological process (GO): nucleotide-excision repair; mismatch repair
Cellular component (GO): nucleotide-excision repair factor 2 complex; nucleus; cytoplasm
Molecular function (GO): damaged DNA binding; single-stranded DNA binding
Source: RefSeq, a predicted model, not a curated record